Messenger RNA from Ornithodoros turicata, 822 nucleotides. Its product is annotated as TNF receptor-associated factor 4-like. The transcript has a single exon. The record is from RefSeq and is a predicted model, not a curated record. Bases 1 to 822 code for a protein of 273 amino acids. NCBI's taxonomy places the organism in Eukaryota, Metazoa, Arthropoda, Arachnida, Ixodida, Argasidae. Gene Ontology annotation, molecular function: zinc ion binding.
AUGCCUGCCGUCCGUUUUUAUCCCCCGCCGUCGCUGGACUCGUUCGGAAUGUGCGAGUAUUGUGGGGCAUCCUCCAUGUACCUCUGGAAAGCAACCACCUGUGAGCAUUACGUAUGCAAGAAGUGCUUACUGAACAAGGAAUCUUCGCAAGCGCCUCCAUGUUCCCGCUGCAACGGAAGUAGCCUCUUGCUCUGUCCUGGUUCAAUAUUUGGCUGCAAGUAUCAGACGGCCAUCCCUCAUAACUGUGUGGACCACCUUCGCACCUGCCCUCGACGCCCGACGCCGUGUCCCAACGAGUGUUCUUCCAUUGUCUCCAACACCGACCUGCCAAAACACUUGACCGAUGAGUGUCUCAAGCGUACGCAGGAGUGCGGUUUCUGCCACGGAAACUAUUUCGUCUCCGAGAUUGGGAGUCACUUUAAGGACUGUCAGGAUUAUCCGGUCACAUGUCAGUACUGCAACCAAGAGAACAUUAGACGCGGCAGCUUAGAGGAACAUGGCGCCGGUUGCCGCAAAACACCGAAACUUUGCAAGAUGGCCGCUUUGGGGUGCACAUUCAAGGCAGGUGAUGACGAAAUGGAACCUCACUUGACGCUCGAGAAACACGCGAUGUGCAUGCAUGAGAUGAAGGUGCAAAUGAACAGCCUGGAAGCGGAAAUCCGCCAUGCGCGUGACGAGUGCAGUCGUGAGAAACAAGAACGACAAAAGGAAGAGGAGAAACACAAGAACGAACUCAAAAUUCGAGACGAGGAGCUCCGGAAGCUUCGGAAGGACUUUGAAGCAUUGCUGCGACAUUUUGGCCCGAGCAGCGAUAAUGCGUGA